Myxocyprinus asiaticus (Chinese sucker) is the source of this 2161-nucleotide messenger RNA. Its product is annotated as synaptotagmin-1-like. Bases 165 to 1379 code for a protein of 404 amino acids. The transcript is spliced from 9 exons. Gene Ontology annotation, molecular function: syntaxin binding; phosphatidylserine binding; clathrin binding. Gene Ontology annotation, biological process: regulation of calcium ion-dependent exocytosis; calcium ion-regulated exocytosis of neurotransmitter; regulation of dopamine secretion. Lineage: Eukaryota; Metazoa; Chordata; Actinopteri; Cypriniformes; Catostomidae. The record is from RefSeq and is a predicted model, not a curated record. Gene Ontology annotation, cellular component: synaptic vesicle membrane; dense core granule; axon.
UUUGGCUGGUAUACAGUGGAUCCCUCAUUCACACGGAUAAGGAAUGUGGUCAUACUAUUCGGAAUAUUAAUCAUCCUAAUGUUUUCAUCCUUCAACCAAGGAGUCAAGAUCCAAACCGAACUAAUUCUACAACAUGACCCACUGGUCAUCUCAUCCAUUUCACCAUGACUCCAAGACCUCCAUUAAAUCCUACAAGACCAAAGACAAAUUCGACUUCUGUGACUAACACACACACCACCACAACAGCUGCUCUGGGGUUCCUGACCUCUUUACUGGACAGGAUUCCUUUGCCAAGAUGGGCCAUCUAUACCAUUUUUGCGGCCAUCAUCCUGGUCAUUCUAAUCUGUGUGCUGUGCUGCUGCGUAAAAUGUUGCUGCAAAGGAAAGAAAAAGAGGAAGAAGCUGGACCAGAAAAUCAGUAUGAAAGGGAUGACAGGAAUAACAACUACAGCACUGGUCCAGCCUGAAACAGAAGAUAUGGAGUACGGUUCAGCUGAAGAGCAGAGAGGAAGACUUCUGUAUUCACUGGAGUUUAACACAUCCAGAUCAGAGCUGACUGUAGGAAUAAAAGAAGCUUCUUCUUUGAAAGCAAUGGAUUCAGGAGGGACAUCUGACCCUUAUGUGAAAGUCUACUGCCUUCCCAACAAGUCCAAAACAUUUGAGACCAAAGUCUUCAGAAAAACUCUUAACCCUGUGUUCAAUGAAAAUUUCAAAUAUCAGAUCUCUCAAAAGGAGUUGAUUGAGUCAACACUGGUGAUGCAGGUGUAUGACUUUAACAGAUUCUCCAAACACGACAUCAUCGGUGAGAUCAGACUGAAUCUGUCCACUGUCGACUGGAAUCAUGUGAUUGAGGAGUGGAGAGAUCUGAAUGAAGCAUCUAAACAUGAGCAAGAGCAUCUAGGAGAGAUCUGCUUUUCUCUUCGCUAUGUCCCAACUAGCAGUAAACUCACUGUGGUCAUACUGGAAGCCAAGAAUUUGAAGAGGAUGGACCAGGGAGGCUCUUCAGACCCUUAUGUGAAACUUCAGUUGAUUCUAGAUAAGAAGAAAUGGAAGAAGAAAAAGACAUCAGUUAAGAAGCAAACACUAAAUCCAUACUUCAAUGAGUCAUUCACUUUUGAAGUGUCUUUUGAGCAGAUUCAGAAAGUCCAGCUGGUCAUCUCUGUGUGGGAUCAUGACAAAAUGAGUAGGAAUGAUGCCAUUGGUAAGAUCUAUCUAGGCUGUGAUUCUACGGGAAACCAGCUGCGUCACUGGGCGGAUAUGUUGUCUAACCCACGCAAACCUGUGGCCCAGUGGCACACGUUACACUCCUCUGAACAGGUGGACACAACGCUCGCCUUAAAACACACUCUGAAGAUCCCAUUCACAAAUAAAACUUUCUAAGAAACCUUUACUAACAUGAAAAUGUAAUCACACCAGGUAUAGCUGCCAUUCCUUUAUGUUGUUAAUACCAUGGUUAACUGAAUUUUAGCACAUUGCUUGGAGGUGCAAUGCUCAGACUAUACUGUACAAAAUUGCUAUCCAAACAUAAAUAUUCUCUCCUUCCUAUAUGCUGGUGACUCUGUAUUUAGGAGAAUUUAAAAAUACAGUUGUAUUGUUAAUGUACCUUUGAAGAUAUUGUUAAACACUUUAAAAAAAAAAAAGAAAAAAAAAGUUACCCAAUAAGAUGUAGAAUUCCAAAUGUGGAAGACUGCAAAAAACUUCUCAUGUUUUGAGGCUUGAAAUAAAAUGAUCAAAUGUUUAGUGUUGGGGUUUUAAAAAUGCAGAUGCAAGACAGUUGUAUCAGCUUUAGUCAUGUUCGCACACACACACACAUGCACACACAUUGAUUUCUCUUGCGACUAUAGUAAGUAUGAGAUAAGGGUGUAAAAUUAAGGGUGUCAGCACACAUGUGGGCCAAUUAUAGCGCAUUAAUGAGGUUUCUCAUCCUUGGUGCAAAUGUACAGAAUGUUUUAAAGGAUGCAGAAUUCAUUAGUUGCUUUUGCACAGUCAUGAUUUGAGUGCUCAGGUACAUUAUUUACCUGUAUUUUACAUAUGCAACAAGUACACUAGAAAAUGGUAGAAAAGUGGGGAAAACGUACCUUUUUCAAGAUGUUCAUUUUUUUAUCUGUAGCUCAAUCAAUAUAAAUUGUUUACAAUUUUCAGAACAUUUUAAACAAAUAAAA